UUUUUUACCCUCCUUACCCCCUCUCUCUCUCGCUCACACACACACGCAGCUGCUCCGUGUCGCUUCGUCACCGUUUCUAUUUAAGUCAUGCAAAAGUUGGAAUUUAAAAAAGCGCAUUUGCAGCGCAUUAAUGGCGAAUAAUCACUUGGUUUUUCGGCCGCAGUGCCACUUAAAGCUUCCACGGCGCGUCAGGAUUAUCAUCGACGUUUGGAUUUAUGGCUCAGCAGCUGCAGAGCAUUCAGCAAAGGCAUGAUGAUUGUUGUAGGAAGUGUCAGGGCUUUUUUUUUUCCUCCUCCUCAAGCCGGGCUAUUCAAACCUGCAAAUCAAAGAUGGCUGAACCCCGCUUUAACAACCCCUAUUUUUGGCCUCCCCCUCCUGCCAUGCCUGGUCAGCUGGAUAACCUAGUAUUGAUCAAUAAAAUCAAGGAGCAGCUGAUGGCGGAGAAGAUCAGACCGCAUCAUCUGCCCCCUGCUUCAGCCCCUUCCCAGCAGCCCCUACUGGCUACCUCCAGCCAGCCUGAAGGCGGCCAGCAUGGAAUAUCCAAAGCCCAGCAGAUGCCUGUUCUUCACAACCACAGCCCAUCUCAGCCUGAUAUCGCCCUGCACGCCCGCCCUGCCUCCAGCUCAGUCACAGGCCGUAUUCUUGGAGAUGUAAAUUUGAAUCUAGAUGAUAAGGCAGCUAUAAAAGCCAGAGGAUUAUGGGAAGACUGGCAUCUGCGUCAACUCAUAGAUCAUCCUUCUAGAACAAACCACGUCUCAGGUGUGGCGCUGGCAUCCAGAACAGGCAACCUAAACACCUCGGAGAUCAUCACCCCCACCACGCCCACCUCAAGCAGCCACAGCCGGCUGGGUGGAGCUCCCUCCCCUCACCUCAUCUCAGGGUUGGCCGGCCACGGCAUGGAGCCUGGGAAAAACAGCGGUGGACUCGUGGGACUCCUUGGUCCUCCUCCGAAGCAGGAACGAGGACGCAAGAAGAUUAAGGCAGAGAACGGGUCAUCUCUUUUGGUGGUGCCCUACCCAUUUCUAGCCUCAGGCAACGACCAGUCGUGCAUCACCAUUGCUGCCAAAGAGGGAAAAACCUAUAGGUGUAAAGUUUGUCCGCUGACCUUCUUCUCUAAGUCAGACAUGCAGAUUCACUCCAAAACACACACAGAGGCGAAGGCUCACAAGUGUCCUCACUGCACCAAGUCCUUUGCGAACGCGUCCUACCUAGCCCAGCACCUGCGCAUACACCUGGGCGUCAAACCUUAUCGCUGUACCUACUGUGAGAAAUGUUUUCGCCAGCUCUCCCACCUUCAGCAGCACACCAGAAUCCACACGGGUGAUCGGCCUUAUAAAUGUGCCCAUCCUGGAUGUGAAAAAGCUUUUACUCAGCUGUCUAAUCUGCAGUCUCACCAGAGGCAGCACAACAAAGACAAGCCCUUCAAAUGUUCCAACUGUUACCGUGCCUACUCAGACUCUGCCUCGCUUCAAAUACACUUGUCUGCACAUGCCAUAAAAAACGCCAAGGCCUACUGCUGCAGCAUGUGCGGCAGGUCGUACACCUCUGAGACCUACCUUAUGAAACACAUGUCUAAACAUGCAGUGGUGGAACACGUGGUGUCUCAUCACUCCCCUCAUCACAGGACAGACUCUCCCGCCAUCCCUAUACGGAUCUCCCUCAUCUGAGCCCCUCACGCGUCUCCUGCCCUCCUGUUUUCUGUGACAUCGUCACUUUGGUCCUCUGAUGAACCACACAGCCCGCUACUGGGAUCCAAAAACGUGCCAGAUUGCCAGUAUUUUGUGACGAGGUGCUCUUUUAUUGAGUAUAUCCUCCUGUCCUUCCUUGCUGACCAGAUAGUAUUAUCGGGGGCAUCCAAAGAUGAUUUCUCAGCACUUUCCGGCCUGAAAAUCACAGGCCUAAAAUUUCAUUUUUCUAUGUGACUUCACAGGAAAAAAAAAUGCUCCAGGCAGCUACAUGGAAAACCUUUUUAACCUUUUUUUUUGUGUGUUUCACAGAUUUAUUUGUCUUUUUUAUACAGUCCUUUACUUUCUUUACUCAAAUCUUUACAAAAUAAAUAUAUUUGCAUCAGAAAUAGUCUUCCAUUAGCUGAGUGGCCAAGUUAACAUAAAAGUGAAUGCUUAUAUACUGUGUAGCUAUUCAUGUAUAUCGUGCCACUUCUCAUGUCAGCUUUGUCAGCAACGUUUCAUCAACCACACGACCGUAAUACACACAUCUUAUUAUUCUUAUUCUUUUCAGCCUGCUGCCAAGUUCAACCUGAGCCGCUGUGACUCAUUAUAGUUUUAAUUCUUUUCUUUUUUUUUAAUUUUUGUUUUUGUAUUGUUAAACAAAUAUUGCUCAAAGCAAUCCUGGAGAACUCAGUUUAAUCUGGUCAAGGUUUAAAAGUUCUGAAUGAUGAGGACUGUUAUAAACCGUCUCAUAAAAAGAUACUAAAUAAACCUCCAAGCCACUGAAAAAUGAAAUGGAAGCUGUCACACAACUAAUGCAAGAGGUUCUGCAUUCAGUAGUGUUACAAAUGCAAGGAACAAUGUUUCAUUACUCCGCCCAUAAAAGGCAAAAAACCCAAAAACAACCCUCAGAAAGUGACUGUAAAGCUCUGUGUUAUGAAUUGAAGGUUUAUGGUUAAAAAUAAAUGAGUAUGCUCCUGGUCAUGCUCUCAACCUUGAUGCGCCACCUUGGGGCAUGAAUACCGUGGACUGUUCCACUGAAGACCGAGAUGAUGCUCAACAUAGAAGUCCGUUUGAUGCAGAACCCGCACAUAUAUGUGUGACUCUGAUGGGCAGUGCAAAUGGAAGAUGCAAGAUAGAAGCAGUACAGUGCUUCACAGUGGCCAAAUUUAAAAUCAGAGAGUUUUUUGCUUCUUAUGGGCGGAGUUAAAAAAUGUUAUAUGUUGUAACCCAAACAUGUGUUACUCUCAGUUUAAGUUAAAACUGAAAAAAAGACAAUGUAUAAUCACUUAUCUUGCCAAAUUUAUAUUUGUUUGUGUGUGUGUGCGUGUGUGAGUGUGUGUGUUGUGUGCACUUUGUUUUGUCCGUUUUGUAUUUAAUCUGGUUUUAAAAUAAACCAAUGUGGUGGCAAGACUUCCACCACCGUUAUUUGACAAUAAGCUUUUUCCUUUUUGGUUGUGUAAUCAAAGCAUCAACCUUAUUUGAAUAUGAAUUUUUUCAUUGAUUUAUGAAUGAAUAUUUUGUCAUUUUAUAUGCAUUUAAGCCUUAACUUUGUUACAAUUCUACAUUUCAUUUUGUUGUUGGCUUUACAUUUGCCUUUUAUGUUAUAGCAUGACGUAUACUGUAAAUAAACUAUACCUACUGUCAACCCAUUUUAUAUUAAA
Oreochromis niloticus (Nile tilapia) is the source of this 3331-nucleotide messenger RNA. RefSeq names its product zinc finger protein 362a (gene znf362a). The coding region runs from base 216 to 1667 and encodes 483 amino acids. Gene Ontology annotation, cellular component: transcription regulator complex; nucleus; chromatin. The record is from RefSeq and is a predicted model, not a curated record. Lineage: Eukaryota; Metazoa; Chordata; Actinopteri; Cichliformes; Cichlidae. Gene Ontology annotation, molecular function: DNA-binding transcription factor activity, RNA polymerase II-specific; RNA polymerase II cis-regulatory region sequence-specific DNA binding. Gene Ontology annotation, biological process: regulation of transcription by RNA polymerase II; embryo development. The transcript has 9 exons.